Messenger RNA from Eimeria tenella, 7482 nucleotides. RefSeq lists its product as uncharacterized. The record is from RefSeq and is a predicted model, not a curated record. The transcript is spliced from 8 exons. Bases 1 to 7482 code for a protein of 2493 amino acids. NCBI's taxonomy places the organism in Eukaryota, Apicomplexa, Conoidasida, Eucoccidiorida, Eimeriidae.
AUGUUGCAGCGAGCGUGCCCCGCCGCCAAGUAUUUCAAAAGUUCCCUCAGCUGUCCCAUCGCGAGGACUCAGAGGGGCUUUCACAGGGAGCUCUGUGGUUCCGUGGCUAGUAGUGGCGUCCAACGCAGCAGUACGAUUGUCUCUGCUGCAGCAGCAGUAAACGCUGAAGCAGAAGAGACAGCCACUUCCCGCACCAUAAACAAGGCCCAUGCUGAUUCUUCGAGCGAUGCGUUGCAGCGCUGUGCUGUCCCACCAUCAAGAAAAGUACAACGCUCCAACAGAUAUGGUUACAGCCUGCACAAUUCGCGGGUACAGUUACCUUUUGUACGCGAUGGGCCUAGCGUCUUUGAAGCAUCAGAAGUCUCAUUACAAUUCCCGAAUGAUGGCCUCUCAAAAACUUCACACGGAGAAGAACCGGUGGAAUGCGCAGCAAGUGCAACAACGCGAGCGGCCGUCACAACCGCAGCAUCCUUUGCAAGAACUGCACCGAUAGAGGGCAAAUGCAACAGAAGCCAACGCGAGACCUCGUCGUCUGAAUCGAACAUGAGAGAAAGUCCUUUUGUAAGGCGCCAUAUCAGGACCUCUUCUACCGCUGCUUCCGAGGUUGUCGCAAUUGAGGCACUGCAGGCGCGAUGGAGGCUGCUGCGUCGAGUCGCAAAGCAGCGAAAGGUGCUGUCGCGGGAAGCGGCAGAGCAGCUUCCUGUUCUGUUCGAACAGACAGACGCCGCUAUUCAAUAUGCAUCUGGAAGGGCCCCAACCACGCCCAUGGACGCAGCGACAGUAGCAACGGCGGCAACAACUGCAGCCGCAUCUGUAGAUGCAGAGGCAGUGGGUCCCAUGGAGCCUUUUGUGCGACUCAGCUUGAAUGUGUUGACUUUUGCUGCCGUUUGUCUAGAGAGGCACGUGAAGGAAGUCGAAGGAACACGAACUGUUGCUAAUGCUGCAGAAUCGAAACUCUGCACAGUGCAGCAACUGCCUCUAAAUACCGUGCUGCCACAAGCACAACAGCAGCGCGGCAGCAGCCUCAGCAGGAACAACCAGAGCAGCGUUGGCAACGCGAACGUCCCUUCCCAGGCUAUAUAUAUGUCUGUUUCGUUGUUACUGCGCACAGCGGAGGUUGCUUUGAGGUGGUUACAACGGCAGCAACGGCUCGUAACAGCAGGAAGCACACGCUUGGAGAUGCUGCAACCAACAGAGGCGGCUGCUUUUCUGCGAUCCUUUUCGUUGCUAAUUUGCCACUGUGUUCCACUGCAUCAGUUUCAGCCUGCAGCAGCAACAGCUAUUAUUCCGUUGUACAUUCACAUGCUGCAGCAGCAGCGCACUUUGCAGCUUCCGGUCGCCCUGAGCACAUGUAGGGCCUUGCUUCUUCUGGAGCGAUCUGUCAAGUCUCACGAAGAAGAACAGCACCACGCCUUUUCUGCUUAUAACUUUGGUCCUAGACGAGGCCAGGAGUCUGAAUCUCACCAGCAUCAGCAGCUGCCUUUAGAACAACUUUUGGUUUCCUCAAUAUCCAAAACGUGUGAAGGCGACACUCGUUACCGUCAGUCUUGCACACUCUCCCCUCAUGAUUUGUAUGCACAUCUAGAUCGUGCGGUGCUGAAGUUCCUAAGCAGACAUAUUUCCCCCUCUUCGGAAUCUGGAAGUGCUACAGCUCAUCUGCAACAGCAGAGAGAGCAGGGAAAAGAAGAACAACAGCAAGAGCAGCAGCAUGCGCAAGAGCAGCACGUGAAAGCGGGUGCAUCGAGCCGCAUUCUUUCAGUUGCUCUUAUGGAGGGUGUACAGCUUUUGCUGAGGCCUACUGCAUGUGGUACAGUGCGGCUAGCGGUUGGAGAAGAGCUGCUUCAACUACUGCUAGUGUUGCAGAGAGAUCCCAAAGCUUACCUGAGGCAGCUGCUGCAUGUGGGCGUGGACGAAACCUCGCUGCUGCAGGAGACACCGGCUCUUUGCGCAGUUGCCGAAGCAGCCCGUUGCGUUUUCAGCUGGAGCGAUCCAGCCAGAAGCAGUAGAAUCAGCUGCACCAUGGGAAGGCAGCAGCAGCUGACGCUAUCGGGCUUGCGGCGCGGCUUGCUGCAGGCAACGCGUGGUGCUGUCAUCUCUCUACUGUUUUCUGCUUUGCACCGCUGCGAUCCUUCUUCGCAACCCUCUAGAAAAAGCCAGCAUCAGCAGUUACAAGAGAAGCAGAUGAGGCAGCUGCUGAACCGGCUGCGUGCCGUGGCAGUUCUCUCAGAGGUAUAUGUCCACCAGGAGGUGUGGACACGGCCCAUCGCUUGCGCGCUACUGUGGGAGGCGCUUACGUUGUUGCGGGAUUUUCAGCGCAAAUUAGCCCUACCUGUUCCCCCCGGAGUGCUUGCCGAUGUGCAGCAGCAACUGACGCCGUUAAUCAGCCCUCUGCUGAAGCUUGCAGACCAUUUGUGUUUGAUUUCUCUAGUUUCUGGACGCCUGCAUUCAGCAGCAGCAACAGGAGCAGCUGAGGAAGAGCCCACUCUGCUGCAACAAGCAACCUUUUUCUUUGAAGGAUCGUCGGCUUUCCUUCUGGGGCUGUUGCGCGAGUUAGCUGCGGAGCAGCAGCACUGGCUUUUGAAGGAGGCGGCUCUAUGGGAUUCGCUUUCUCAAGAGCAGCGGCAACAGAAGCAACUGUGCCAAAGCCGACAAGAGCACCAGCAGCAUAGGCAAAGAUUACAGCAGCCGCUACCAGGGCAGGGACAACAGCAGAUGAGUGCUGUGGCAGCUGCUGCCGGCUGCAUCACAUCUUCGCUGCUAAGGGCCUUUGGAGGUCCUGAUGCAGGCGCAGCAGCGCUGGUUUACCUGCAUCUGCAGCAAGCACACCAUCACUUGUCUUCGCUGCACGCAAAUCCUUCAUUUCAGCAGGCCCUUCUCAGCUUGCGUGAUCAGUGGAGGGAGAGGCAGCAGCAGCAGCAACAGCAACAACAGCAACAACGCCAGCACCACGAGGCCAACAGGCGAUGGAGAGAGAGCACGGACCCCUGGUCCUUGAUGAGCCGUAUUGACUUCGCCUUCGGCUCAUGGCUGCAACAACAGCAGCAACUUCUCCUAAGGCAGGAUAUAAAACAGGAGCAGCAGCGGUCUGCCGCUGCUGCUGCUGCUUCUGGAAAGCAUCUUCGGGCGCACACGCUUUGUUACGUGCCGCUUUUAGCUACGGACGGCAAGCAGGAGCACUUCCAUCUCCAAGGGAUGAAUCACGAGCAGCUUCACCUUCACCAGCACCCAUUUGCGCUGGGUGAUUGGAACACAAGGGAAGAGGCCAGAGGCGCACACGGCUGCAGCAGUGGCAGUUAUAACUGCAUCUGUAGCAACGUGCUAUGGGAAUCCUGUUUACUCCAGGAGAGCUCAGGCCUUCUUGCUUCUGCAGCACCCGCAGCCCCCAUCGCUUUGCACCAGACAGCCACAGCACAGCAGCUAUUGCAAUGGCCACAGCACGAAGGGCAGGAGCAGCUGAAUUCCCAGGGACAGCAACCUUGCCAGGAGUUUGUAGUCCCUCUAGGCUCAUGCCUACGGCUACUGAAAAGGAAGCUCUCCCUCCAGAGCGCUGUGUUGCAUGCAGAGACUCCAAUGCUGCAGCCGUAUCGGAACUCCGAUCAGCAACUGUUGCAGCUGCUGCACCAGCACUUAAAUCAACUGCAAGAGCAGUUGAAGCAGGCGCAACAGCACCAAGCCCAGGGUGGGUUAAAGGAGGUCGCCCACGCGAAGGAUUAUAUGGAAGACAGACAGGAGCCUCGAAAAGAGCGUUUGCAGCUGCCACUCCCUGAAGCAGUGCUAAGAAUUCAGUGGCUGAUGCAAGGCGCUGCGCACGCGAAAGCAGGAACUUUCAAAACGCCUCAACAGCUUCUUUUGUUGCUGCAAGACGUGGGUUAUUUGUUGUGCGAAGCGCAGGCCGGUUUGGAGCGGCGAGUGCGUGCUGCGGGAGCACGCAUGCAGGAAUGCUCUGAUGCUGCUGCAUUCGCGCAUGCACCAGAUAAAGGAAAACGUACAGAGUCGACAGGAAGUGUGCCAACAAGCCAGCGGACCAGCGUUGCAAAGGAAGCCGACUUCACGAGCAGUUCAGGUCAAAAUGGUCUAAGCAAGAGCAGCACUGAAGGACAAAGCAAUAGCAGCAACAGCAGUGGCCCUAUGCCCCAAUUGACAAGCAUACAGGUACGCGUCGGAUGCUGCGUUGCAGCGGAGCCUCUGUUGGGCCCUCCUGCAGAACUGCUUCAGCUGCUAUCUCUGUUCCAGAGCCCUUUUUGGCUAGGGGAGGCGAUUCCCGCUCUUGCUGCUGUUGCAGCUCAACUGCGCGACUGCACUACCACGGGCAGCGCAAACGAGCAGAAUUUGGGCCAGCUGCAACGCCGUGUAGAUUUGCUGCUUCUACUCCAAAGGCUCCAGCAGAAGCAGCAGCUGGUACUUCAGAGCUUGAAACGGGUGCUGCAGCUGCAGCAACAAUGGACCACCCAGCAGUAUGCUUUAUUGAAGGCUUUACAUGCAACUCGCGAGCAGCAGCAACAGCGGCAGCUGCGUGGAGAUCACACCUCUAGGACGAAGCAACAAGAGCGUCAGUGUGCAAGGUGGGAGCAGACUCUGCAGCGGCGGGUGCAGCAGCAAACACUUGCGGCCGAAGCCAGUAAACGGCGGACGGCGAUUCUCUUCGGUGCAUGCACAGCUCUUGAACUUUCCCGUCUGCAUUUUCGCUUGUCGCUUCUGCGGCAGCUACUGCUGCCGCGGUUGAGGCAGGAGGAGCUGCUGGUCCGCCGCAUUGAAGGGCUGCUUCAACGGUGCCGCAGAAUUGGUUUCCUUCGUCGACAACUGAAAAGCAUGGCCACCAAGAGUAGCAAAGAUGGAUGUGAGAUACCACUGCAGCAACAUCAGAAGCCACAGCAGCAUCUGUCGCCGCUGAAGCAGCGCCAGGGCGAGCAGCUGAGAGAGGAGGUUGUGAAUUUGUUGACUUUUGGGUUCAACGAGCUGUAUGCAGUCCUUAGGGAUGCAUCUGAGCUUCGCCAGUUUGACAUGCGGCGAUUUGGUGCUUCUGAUAAGUUGACUGCUGCGGCACAGCAACAGCAACACGUACAACAGCGCAAUAGUGGAGAUACAUUUGCUGAAUGGUCCCACACAGCCUUUUGCAGCUGUAGUAGUAGCCUGCUACAGGCAGCAGCGGACCUGAAGACACCACCUAGUGUCCAAUGGGUCAUUGCCUUAUGGAGGGCGUUGCUUAUAGAGAACGUGUUGUGCAUUGGUGAACAACAGCUAGCCCAGCAGGAGCAGCAGCGUGACGAGCUACAGCAACAACUGUUUGCUGCUCUAACGCUGCGUAUUCGCAAUCAAAUAGUUGCAGGGCAACAGCCCCUAGAUGUGGCUGAGUUAUUGAGCGCGGACUGCCCGCUACCGCCGCGUGUGUCUGCUGCCCUAUUCUCUUUGCUGUACCGUCAAAGCAUUCCUUUGCUUUUGGAGCCUCAGCAGCAGCAGAGGCUUCUCUUUUCGGCAUUCCGAACCGAGCAGGAGCAGCGCUGGUGUGGUACAGCUAGGCAGGCAAGGGGCACACUGUGGGCGCUGUCCCCACGGGCACUUCACUGCUAUCUUGCGGAUCAGUGGAAGCUCUGGCAAAGAAAGGCUGACACCAGAGACCAAUGGGCAAUCUUUCGCCUUCUUGCUUGCUGCUUGGCGCGCCGCCGAGUAGACGAGAGAUUGCUGUCGCUUGUACUUCCUCACAUCAAGAGGUUUAUUAGCGACAACCCCGCUGCCACAGCAGCUACAGGAACAGCAGCAACGGCAACAUCAGGAGAACCUUUGUGGCCCUCUGAGUGGCUCAUGCAUUGUGAGGAGCUACCGAGCCUUCUUGCGUACACUGCUCAAGUGGCGGUGUUUGCUGCUGCUGUGGUUGCGGCUGUCCCCAGCCCGCUGCUGCCUCAAGAAGCUGCAGACCUCUGGCAGAAACAACAGCACCAGCAGCAGCACCAGCACCAAGUGCAACAGCGGCGAACUGACACGCCGGUAACUACAUCUGAAGCUCCCAAGGCGAAUGUGAAUUGUAUGCUUACAACACCACAGCUUCAGCAGCGCAUCGGGACUGUUUUGCAGCAAGUGAAUGCAUCCUUGCUGCUACAGCAGGACACGUUGUGCCGCCUGCGGCAGGCUCUACAGCAAACAGUACAGCAGCGACAGCAGCAGCUUCCUGUUCUGGGACAGUUUAGUACCUCAGCAGCGUCACGAGCCGUAGCGAAUACAGGACACACUGGGCCCUCAGCAGCAACAGCAAAGCUAUCAGAAAGUUCGUUGCAACGGGAUACAGCUGGAGAUAUCCAGCUACUCCAGCCUUCUUUGCAGAUUCUGCAAUGUUGCAGCCGUCUGUCUCUGGCGUUCUGCAGCUGGGGCUACUUCGAGUGUCUUGCUGUUCAACUGCUGCUACAGGUUGCUGCCGCUGCCGUGCACAUUUUGCGCCCUCUAGCUCCUGUUUGGCUCCAGGAACAGCAGAAGCACCUGCACGAAGCAGUUACAACGAAAGGACUACAUCCGCCUCAACUGGUACUGCAACAGCAGCGGCUGUCCCGAGCCCGCGCUGCUAUUGAAGAAGCAGUGGGCGACUUAGGUUUUACGGUGUCUUUGCUGCAGUGUUUCUGCCCCCAACUUCUGAAGCUUUUGUUCCUGACGAUGCUUCUGCAGGGCCUGAUGCAUGCGACUGAUCUGCAGCGCCUAACGGAUGAUUGUGACACGCUGUUAGAAGCAGCGGCAUCAGCGAGACAGCACACAACGAUGAUGCGCCCAUCUGAGAGAAAAACGGGCGAGUUAGACAUUUCUGUGUCUUCUUUUGGCGCAAGAGAGCCUGAGGAUGCUGAAGGAGGCUCCGCAGCAGCAAGAGCAGAUGGUGAAGUGGAGGCACAUACACCAGCGGCAGCAACAUGUGGAAGGGAAGCGGGUGCAGCAGCAGCAGCAGUAAGCGUUGCAGGAGUUGGUGAAGAAGCACCAGACACAGCGCUUGCGGCAGCAAGACUUCGAGGCGUAGGGGACUGGCAGUUACUAGAGCACGAGGUGGCGAGGGCUCUGCAUGGGCUUCUGCCAGCUGCUGAGGGCCCCCCAGCAAAAGCAGCUCUUAUGAGAGUGUGCGGCGUUGUCUCUAGCAGCACACUUCAGAUCCAAACAGAGGAAAUCGGCCACAUCCACCAUCGCCAUUGCAGUCAACAACAACGACAGCUGCAGCAAGUUAGGCAGCACUUGUUGGUAUUUAUCGCACCGGCAGACACAUGUGGCCGUCGGCAAGGAAUAUUGUUGCCGAAAAAGCUGCUGCAGUUGUUCGUGUUGAGACGUCUUGGCUGGGAGGUCCGGCUCAUUAAUCUUUCGGCUUGUCGUCAGAAGGAUUGCGGGGAGCUGCGGCAAUAUCUUGAGACUGAGUUGUCAAAAGGCCAAGCACUGACAGAACUAUGGAGUCUCGAGAGGCCGCAGGAAAACGGACGACUUGCACACGAUGACCCUGCUUUCCUGUCAUCAACGACGUAA